GAAAGAUAAGACCUGGCGAUGUUGUCGGCGAAUUUUCCUUCCUCAAGCUUUAGCUUCGACCUCUCUCGCCGCUCUCAAACCCACAAGGAAACCACAACCGUCACCAGACUCCGAAAAGACAAAACUUUCAUUAAAUCAUCGUUGAAAACCCUCUCUACCGAACACAAAGAUCAUCAAACAGACACCAACACUCGACUCCGUAGACUAUGCGAAUCACGCGACCUACCCAACUCCAUCAAACUCCUCCACCUAUCCCCAAAACACGACAUCGACCCGAGAACCCUCUGCUCUCUUCUCCAACUCUGCGCAGACACAAAAUCACUCAAACACGGCCAAAAAGUCGAUUCCUUUAUCCGUCGCAACGAUCUCCUCAUCGAUUCAAACAUGGGUUCGAAACUCGCGCUAAUGUACACAAACUGCGGAGAUUUGAGAGAAGCGAGACGAGUGUUCGAUCAGGUGAAGAUCGAGAAGGCUCUGUUCUGGAACAUAUUGAUGAACGAGUUUGCUAAAGCUGGUGACUUUAUCGAGAGUGUUGAGUUGUUUAAGAAGAUGAUGGGCUCUGGUGUUGUGAUGGAUAGUUAUAGUUUUUCGUGCGUUUCCAAGAGCUUGAGGAGUGUUGACGGAGGAGAGCAGCUUCAUGGGUAUGUGUUGAAACUAGGGUUUGGGGAGUGUAACUCAGUGGGGAACUCUCUGUUGGCGUUUUAUUUGAGGAAUGGGAGAGUUGAGAGUGCGCGGAAGGUGUUCGAUGAAAUGACUGAGAGAGAUGUUAUUUCGUGGAAUUCUAUGAUUAAUGGGUAUGUGUCUAACGGGUUGAUAGAAGAAGGGUUAUAUAUGUUUGUGGAGAUGUUGUGUUCGGGGAUUGAGUUUGAUUUAGCUACUUUAGUUAGUGUUUUCGCGGGGUGUGCUGAUUCUUGUUUAGUCUCUUUAGGUAGAGCUGUCCAUGGUGUUGGGGUGAAAGCUUGUAUGAGUAGAGAAGAUAGGUUUUGUAAUACGUUGCUUGAUAUGUAUUCGAAAUGCGGUGAUCUAGACUCUGCUAAGGCUGUGUUUAGGGAGAUGAGUGAUAAAAGUGUUGUGUCGUAUACUUCUAUGAUUGCUGGUUACGCUAGGGAAGGUUUGGCUGGUGAAGCUGUGAAGUUGUUUGCAGAGAUGGAGGAAGAAGAAGGGAUUAGUCCUGAUGUGUAUACCGUCACUGCGGUUUUAAGCUCUUGUGCUCGUAAUCGGUUGUUAGAGGAAGGUAAGCGAGUCCAUGAGUGGAUAAAGGAGAACGAUAUGGGGUUUGAUAUCUUUCUAUCGAAUGCUUUGAUGGAUAUGUAUGCUAAAUGUGGAAGCAUGCAAGAGGCGGAGUUAGUUUUCUCUGAGAUGCCUGUGAGAGAUAUCAUCUCGUGGAACACUAUUAUUGGUGGCUACUCAAAGAACUGUUACGCAAAUGAAGCUCUAAGCCUGUUUAAUCAGCUCUUGGAAGAGAAACGGUUUGUACCUGAUGAGAGAACUGUUGUGUGUGUACUUCCUGCUUGUGCAAGUCUCUCUGCUUUUGAUAAAGGGAGAGAGAUCCACGGUUACAUCAUGAGAAACGGCUACUUCAGAGAUAGGCAUGUUGCUAAUUCCCUUGUGGACAUGUACGCUAAAUGUGGAGCGUUGUUACUUGCACGUUUGCUCUUUGACGAGAUUGCUUCCAAGGAUCUUGUUUCUUGGACAGUGAUGAUAGCAGGAUAUGGGAUGCACGGGUUUGGGAAAGAAGCGAUCGCUCUUUUCAAUCAAAAGAGACAAGCAGGUAUAGAGCCUGACGAGAUCUCAUUCGUCUCUGUGCUGUACGCUUGUAGCCAUUCAGGACUAGUGGAUGAAGGGUGGAGAUUCUUUAACAUCAUGAAACAUGAUUGCAAGAUCGAGCCAACGUUAGAACAUUACGCUUGUAUUGUCGACAUGCUUGCAAGAACAGGGGACUUGUUAAAAGCUUACCGGUUCAUCGAGAACAUGCCGAUUCCUCCAGAUGCUACGAUAUGGGGAGCGUUGCUGUGUGGAUGCAGGAUACAUCAUGAUGUUAAGCUAGCUGAGAAAGUUGCAGAGAGAGUCUUUGAGCUUGAACCAGAGAACACAGGAUACUAUGUGUUAAUGGCGAACAUUUACGCUGAAGCUGAGAAGUGGGAAGAAGUGAAGAGGUUAAGAAAGAGGAUAAGCCAACGCGGAUUGAGGAAGAAUCCAGGAUGCAGCUGGAUAGAGAUAAAGGGCAGAGUUAACAUCUUUGUAGCUGGAGAUAGCUCACAUCCAGAGACAGAAAACAUUGAAGCUCUUUUGAGAAGAGUAAGAGCUAGAAUGAGAGAAGAAGGGCACUCACCGCUGACUAAGUACGCGCUGAUAGAUGCGGAAGAGAUGGAGAAGGAAGAAGCUUUGUGUGGUCAUAGUGAGAAACUAGCAAUGGCGUUGGGGAUACUCACCUCAGGACAUGGAAAGAUCAUAAGAGUUACCAAGAAUCUAAGAGUGUGUGGAGAUUGUCAUGAAAUGGCCAAGUUCAUGUCUAAGUUAACCGGAAGAGAGAUUGUCUUAAGAGAUUCAAACCGGUUUCAUCAUUUUAAAGAUGGACAUUGUUCUUGCAGAGGCUUCUGGUGAAAACUGAACUAGCUUCAUGUAAUAAUAAUAAAUGGUACUUACCGAGACGGUUUAUUGUUGGACCGUUGUUGAUUUAAUCAUUGAAACUGAAGUAAUAGAACAUGAACAGGCUGGAGCCAUACUUCAUGAUAGUAUCAUUGCUUCAAAGGGAAACAUAACCUCG
Molecule: messenger RNA, 2767 nt
Organism: Eruca vesicaria subsp. sativa (arugula)
Lineage: Eukaryota; Viridiplantae; Streptophyta; Magnoliopsida; Brassicales; Brassicaceae
Source: the annotation of a GenBank genome assembly